Molecule: messenger RNA, 2561 nt
Organism: Maniola jurtina (meadow brown)
Lineage: Eukaryota; Metazoa; Arthropoda; Insecta; Lepidoptera; Nymphalidae
Exons: 2
Coding region: 17-2524 (835 amino acids)
Cellular component (GO): nucleus
Molecular function (GO): DNA binding
Source: RefSeq, a predicted model, not a curated record
UUGGCCGAGAUCAAAUAUGACUCGCCCUAAACCAAAAAAGCGGAACAGAAGAAAAAUAGGAGCAAGGCCCUAUAAGAAUUAUUCAGAGGAAAUGCUCUUAUUAGUGGUGGAAAUGUUCCUUACCAAAAAGGUGUCAUCUUAUGACGCUGAAAAACAAUUCGGUAUACCACGCCGUACAAUAGAAAAGCGGGCUAAAAAUUUACAUACCAGCAAACCAGGUCCACGAUACCGAUUCACGGAGGAAGAGGAGUCGCAAUUUGUAAAAGUGCUUAUUGUUGCCUCUGAAUUUGGAUGUCCAUUAACACAGUUAGAUUUCCGCAUGAUCGUAUUCGAUUACCUUAAAAAAAAAAAUAAAGCCUACAUUUUUAAUGACAAUCCUCCAGGUGACUGGUGGGUUAAGAACUUUUUGAUAAGACACCAUGACAAACUGACUGUGAGAUCUACACAAAACAUCAAAAAAGCAAGAGCCGAAAAAUCCCUUCAAGAUUUUCAGAUAUACUUUGAAAAUUUGAAGAGCUGUGUUAAAGAUUUGCCGGCAACUCACAUACUAAAUUACGAUGAAACUAAUGUCAGUGAUGACCCAGGGGCAGUCAAAUGCAUUUUUCGCCGGGGAAUCAAAUAUCCGGAAAGAACAGUCAACUACUCAAAAGGUUGUAUUUCUGUAAUGUUCUCAGGAACAGCCAGUGGUGAUCUUUUAGCCCCGUACAUCGUCUAUAAAUCUGAGAAUAUGUGGACACAAUGGUGCGAUGGAGGUCCAGAAGGGGCACGUUAUAAUCGAACUAAAAGUGGUUGGUUUGACUCGGCCAUCUUUAUAGAUUGGUUUACGACCAUAGUGAUACCAUGGGCUAAAAGUCUAGAAGGACCAAAGCUUGUCAUAGGUGACAACUUAUCAAGCCACAUUAACUUAGAAGUCAUAGAACUUUGCGAGCGUUACAAUAUAAGGUUCGUAUUACUACCACCCAAUUCAACGCAUAUAACACAGCCCCUCGACGUCGCAUUCUUUGCCCCACUAAAACGAACUUGGAGAAAAAUUCUUAUGAAAUACAAAAUUGAAAAUCCAAAGCAGACAUCACUUAAUAAAAUGCACUUUCCGUUACUUUUAAAGCAGUUAAUUCAAGACGGAAACUUAAAUAAUGCUGAUAACUUAAUCAGUGGAUUUAGAGCAACUGGUAUAUUUCCAUAUAAUCCACAGAAAGUAUAUUCAAAAAUUCCAGAAUAUUGUGAAGAAAUUACCCAUGACAUAGAUAAAUCCUUACUUGACUAUCUAAAAGAGAACCGAAAUCCAAAUCCAAUAAGAAGAAUAAAAGGAAAUAAAAAAAUGAAUGUAGCAGCAGGAAAAUCAGUCACCAGCUCGGAUAUAAAUAAAGAUGUAACUAAAAAAAACAAACUGAACAGCACUAGUGAGUUGACAAUCAAAACAAAUUUUGCUGCUAACAGUGGUGAACAAGUAGUGGGAAACAAAUUACCAGAAAAAAAGAGGCCUAAAAUAACUAUUCUUUCAGAAAUAAUAAUACCCCCGAAGGCAGACGGCAAUCAAAAAUCACAAACAACGAAAAAUGAACAAAGAAAAGCUAGAACAUCUGAUUUUACUACAAAAAGUGAAGAACCAAAAGCUGGACCAUCCGGAUUUAUGAUAAAAAGUAAAGAACAAAGAAUUUCAAAUAAAGAUGUUAAAAAGAGGGGUAUCAGAACCAAAAGACUCCACGACGAUUCUACAGAUUCAGAUUCUGAAUGCUCUAUACAGUAUGCAGAUUCUUCGGAUUAUGAUUUCAAUGAAGACAUGCAGGAUUACUUAUUAAAGCAACUGAUAGAGGAUCAGAAAAUGAAGGAACAGGAAAUAGAGGAACAGAUUACCGAAUUAGAAACAAAUGUACAUGGGACGGAAAGCUUGAGAAAAAGAAAUUAUGAAAGGAACGGAAAGGAGAUGGUAAAUGAAUAUGAAAUAGAGCAAGACGCAUGGGAAAAACAGGAGUUAGAGGAACAAAUGAGUGAAUUGGACACAAAAGGGACUGAGACAGAAAGCUUAAAAACAGAAAUUAAUGAAAUGGGAGGACAGAAGAUAGAACAAAAGGUAGUAAAUAAAUAUGAAAUCAAGCAAGACGCAAGAAACAAACAGGAAAUAGACCAAGAAAUAAACACUUUGGAAACAGAAGGACAUGAGACAAAAAGCUUGAGAAUAGGGAGUAUUAAAGGUAAUGAGACUUUAUUAGAGGAGGAGACAAAAAAUGACUCAAACAGGACAGACAAAGCCAAAAGUUUAUAUAUUGGACAAUACAUAUUGGUAAAGUUUGAAAGCACCAAAAAUACAAAAAAGUAUUACUGCGGCCUGAUUACGAAUAUUACCGAACGUGAAGGUAUUUUUGCGAAAUUUAUGAGAUUCAAAAACGGCGGGUUUUACUGGCCCACAGUUCCCGAUACAAGUAUUAUAUUUAAAAAUGAUAUAGUGCAAAUUUUACCCAAUCCGUACAAAAACCGGCGUGGAAUUUCAUAUUUUGACGUAAAAUUUAAAUACAAACUAGAAUAGUAAUUUGUUCAUUAAUAAAUAUCCAAUAACAUUUAAA